This is a messenger RNA of Gryllus bimaculatus (two-spotted cricket), 2942 nucleotides long. The record is from the annotation of a GenBank genome assembly. Lineage: Eukaryota; Metazoa; Arthropoda; Insecta; Orthoptera; Gryllidae.
UAAAAAAAGUGUAGUGGAAUUUGCAUUAUAAGUCAAAGCUUUUAAAAGUUCUUUCUUUCAAACACUACUCUUUGGUUUUCGUGUAGUUUUGCGUGACGAAGUAAGCUGACUGUAAAAAUAGAAUAAUAUCGCUAAUUUGUUAUUUUACUGGGUAAACGAUGGUUUCUUCUAAUUGUUUAAAUGCAAAACACGACUGAAUUUAAUUUUUUUGUGAAAAAUUGUGUCAGGUUAUCAAGAAAUUUGAUGAACUUUUUUUUUUCGCCGAAAAAUGGAUGCAUAUGAAAAUGAAGGCUUGGACACAUGCUUGAAGUACAAUUUACAUUGCUGCUGAUAUACGAAGAUUCCCCCUCCCCCCAGUCAGAUUCUGUUAAUCAAUCACAAAGCACAUUAAAGAAUUUUUUUGACCUGUGUGGUGAAUCAAGCAAGAAGGUGGUUGUUUGUUAUGUGCUUGAGCAAAUUCUCAGGAAUUGUGAAUAUUGUCAAAUGUGGAGUGGUUUUGAACGUGAAAUAAAUAUGAAAUUUGAGCAUUUUAAAAUUGAGCAUACAAAUAUUUUUGUUGGCAGGUAUACUCAGCCCCCUCAAGAUCUUUGGGAUUGGUAUGAACCAUAUUUGGAUGACGCUGAGCCAUAAAAGUAGCAGAAGCUGAAGGCUGAUCGAAGAACUGAAUUGUUGAGAUACAAGAAGUGUGCGGUACAUUUGUUGACAACAUUUGUUUCGCUGAUACAUUUACAAAUUUGUGGGACAGGGUGCCAUAAAGGAUGAACUUAAAAUUAAGUUAUCUGCUGCCUUUAUGAGGAUAUGAAUGUUAUAGAAAGGAUCAUGUGUACUUUAACCAUGCUCCUGUGCGGGUACUGAGGCUUGACUGUUAACUUUUGAAUUGGUUAUUUUUCUCAGAGUUUUAUGAAUUGCAGGAUAACAUACCUCUUUAUUACCAGGAUUACCUCUUUUAUUGAUCAGGAUUCACAUACCUCUUUGUUAGAACCAUAUUUGCAAUAGUAUACUCUAUGGCUCACCUCAUAAUUAUUUGCAAUAGUACUGUUCAUGAGAAAUAAGGCUGUUUCACAUGUUUUUGCAUUCCAUAACAGACAAGUCAAGUUUCAGAAGGUACGGUGGAAAGACAUUUUCUGUGACAACUUGUGUCUGUCAAUUGAGAAGUAAACACGGCUUAAUAGUCUGAAAGCAGUGUAACUUCAUGCUGUGUAAGUGUAUAUACAUAUGUGUACAUAGCAAAAUUUAUGAUAGUGGAAGUUUUUAACUAUUGUGUAAAGUAUACGAGAUGUUCAUAUUUCUGAUUGUUAAGAAUUUGAUAGGGUCUCGGAGUAUUUUUAAAAUAUCAAAGAUGAAUUCUUUCAUGACAUCUAUUCCCAAUAUAUUGAGGGGCCAUGACAAUUACAGUUCUUGAUUUAUUUGUAAGCCUUUCUGUGACUUGACAGUGCAAGGUGUCAUGGAAACAUUGUUGCAGUGAUAAAAUGUGAAAGUCUGUGAUUUAAUACAGAUGAUUUAUCACAAAAUAGCAACAGUAAUAUUCGUCCAUUUUUUUGCACUUAGUAUAAAGUUAUACUGAGAAACCAAAUGUGAUCAUGUUAGUUUGUAGAUACAUGUUGGAUGUCUAUUGAAGUCACCGGCCAAAUUUUUCAAAGGAUCUAAGGAGAUCAGUGUAGAAAUGGUGCUUUCAAUAGCAAUUGCAUUGGGUUUAUUGUGUGAUAAUAAGGGUUUACAGUGUUUGAAAACACUUCAAUAAUAAUUUGAUUGGGUGAAUGCCGAAUGUGAGGAUUAAUUGGUUUUUGAAAAUUAUUUUAGUUUCAUUAAUUAGUCUUGUUGCUUGUAUAAUAGUUCACCUAAUAUAUUCAGAUGUUCUAUAUGCUUUCUUGUUUUUGCUAUAAAAAUCUUAGGCUGUUGACACUUGGUUUUAAACUUUUACAUUGUAUUUUAGUUUUAUCUCAUUUAAUCUGCCAUUUGCAAUGCCCUUAAGUUGUCAGAUUUGUAGUUUGUUGCCUUUAAUGAGGAUUGCUCAUGGAGGAUACACUUUUAAAAUAGAGAAUUUGAGUUUUGUAGUUUUGUAUAAAUAUUUAAAACAAAUAUUGGUUCCCAACACUUUCAAAGUGCAUCUGUUGGCUUGUUCUCUGUUGACAUUCUGAAUAUAAUUUUUGAGGUUAAUUGUAAUAAAAAAUUGUUUUAUGUCCUUAGAGAAUGCUUUUGUUUUUGAAUCUUAAAAACGGUCAAUAAGAAAUAGUGUUGUUAAGUUGACAAUGAAUAUAAAUUUUACAUUUGUAAUUAAUAUGAAUUAUUUCUGGAAAUAAAUGUUACAAAUGUAUAAGUGAAUGCAAUUUAAAAUGGUGUGUAUCAAUACUAAUCCUUUGCAGAAUAACUGCAAAUUAAUUUCUUGUAAAAAGUGCAGAAUUUCAUAUUAUUUACUUUGAGAAUCUGCCAUAUAUCAAAAGAUAAGUGGUAGUUUUUGUAUCCACAAUUUCUUUAGGCAUUGCAUGAAAUACAUCUGUAUGUUUAAACAUUUAGACUGUUGUGCAGUUGUUAAAGUGUUAGUUUUCAAGUAGCAAAUGCAAAUUUUAGUUCUACUUCUGGAUUUGAUCAGGGAAUGAAUUUCUCAUGUUGCCAAAGGUUGGUCAAUAAAAGAAUAUAUGAUCUAUACUGCUAAUUUGAAUAACAGUCAUUUAAAACCUCAUGAGAAUAUCUCAGGAAGCCAGAACGUGUAUGCAUGUCAUCACAAACCUCAAUGAGAAUGUCUCAGGAAUCCAGAUUGUUAAUUAAUUCUCAGAUUGUGUAUGCAUGUGCAAGUAUGUGUGUCAUUUGAAUAUGUUUUGAUACAAUAAACUGGUCUUCAUUGUAACUGAUGUUAUUUUUCAUCCUCUUAUAUAGAUUAUUUGAUUUUUCGAGUAAAUCCAUAAUUUUGUAUCUUCUCUAUUUAUAAAAUGCUAAGAAUAAAU